CUCCCUCCCGGGCUUCUACUUUCUUACAUCCUUCACCUUCUCAAUAAAUUCAUCAUGUCUGCAGUCACCGCACAUUUGAUGCGCCGCAGUGUCGAGCUUGCCUCGGAACACCGGCCAUCCAAGCCUGAAGAUGAGCAGACCCCCGGUGGCCUGGUCGCUCUGUUCAUCUUAUCAGCCCUAGUGUUUGUACUGAUAGGAGGUGCCAUUGAGUACACCUACGGUAGUGUGGUAGCAACGCUCGCGGCUGUGGAAGACUCCAACCCGGACAUCUACGUUCGCAUCGAUAACGACAACGAUGAUCUUGCCAAGCCAUAUGACCCCAACGACCCUGAGCCCGCUGCGGCCCCAACUCCGAAGCCCAUCACCAGCAAAUUACGCACCACCGUCAAGCACCUCCGUGCUCGUGCUGGUUUCUGGUCGCGUUUCCGCGGCUUCAGCAUGUUCGUGACCUAUUCCAUUGCCCGUGCAAUGCUCUCGGCUAUCAUUCCCGUUCCUUCCAGCUCGUUCAUCGGCCAGUUCUUCGUGCAGUCCCUUGUCGGCGUUCUUUUGUCUGGUUUGCAGAUGACAUGGGUGUGGAUAGUCAUCACGGAACCAUCACCUAAGCGCUUUUAUCAGCGUAUUCCCAGCUACCGUACCUGGGUCAAGGUUGCCCCCGCUGCUCUUUUGGAGGAUGCGUUGACCGCGGCGGCCUUCUUUCUACCGAUGGCCGUUGCUCAAUUCGCGGGUGCUUUCAACAUCACCCCCGGAAACAACAACACCCUCGCUGAUAUGUGCCGCUGGCUCGCUGUGACUACUGUUCCUGCCAUCCUGGCCUUCCUGGUUACUGUCCCCGCCCGCGUCAUCUUUGUUCGUGUUGCAGCCUCCAUGCUGCCCGAGGAGCAGGAGACUAUCGUUCCGUUUGACCGCUCUUUUGGCGGCAAGGUCCAGCCCGCAAUUGUUGGGGGCAGUGGCAAGAUUGGCCUGCUCGAUGCCUGGAAGACAUUUGACUGGGCUUCCCGGGUCCGCUUUGUGAAGGUGAUUUUCAAGACCUUUGCCAUGGAAGUGGCCGUGGGUGCGCUCGCCGUUCUUGUCCUGGGUGGCCAACUGUUUUACAUGAUGCCCAAGGGCACCCAGGGAAAUGGCUCCCCCGAGAAGCCUGUCAUUGGGUAG
Molecule: messenger RNA, 1149 nt
Organism: Penicillium longicatenatum
Lineage: Eukaryota; Fungi; Ascomycota; Eurotiomycetes; Eurotiales; Aspergillaceae
Exons: 2
Source: RefSeq, a predicted model, not a curated record